GUGUUUUUGCUGUAAUAUGGUCAUUAUAUCUGUGGCGAGUGGCACGUGUAAAACAAAUUUAUUUUAAAAGAAAACUUGUACAGUUGUAUAUAAAAUAUCGACAAAAGUAUAAUUAUUAAAUAAUUUUUAGUUUAAAUAAAUAAUAUAUACAAAAAUGGAAACAGAAUCAUUUUACGGUGUUGAAUUAAGCGAAAAGGAUCCUUUGGCCCAAUUCGAAGUUGCUGAAACUGACAAAGAUGUGCAGGAUCAAAAAUUAAUUAUUAAACAAAUAAGCCUGGGUGCUGAUGCCAAAAGCGGCGAAUUCAAUGUUGUACAGGCUGAAGUUAAGGGUUACGAAAAGGAAACUAUUAAAAUUCCUAUUGCUGUUUUGAAAGCUGGUGAAACCCGUACAUUGUGUCCCAACUUAGAAUUCCCUAGUGAUUCGGUUACCUUCAAACUUAUCCAAGGUACCGGUCCCGUAUACAUCUGUGGUCAACAUUUAGUUCACGAAAUGGUUGAAGAAGAAUGGCAUAACGAGGAUGAAGAUGAUGUUGAUGAGGAUGAUGAAGAUGAUGAACAACCACCACCACAACAAAACGGUAAAAAUAGCAAAAAGAAGUAAUCCUGCUCUCCUCAAAACAAAUCAAGAACACGAGCACAGAUUUUAUUUGUUUUUUUCUACGACUUGGACAAAAUUUCAUAUAUAAUGAAAAAUUUUUUUAGAUAAUUCAAAUAUCAACUGUGUUGGUGAACCUGAUUAAGGCCUUCUUCACUUCUUACACAAAAUUAAAACUGAACAUACCACCCUUUAUAAUUCACGUAGUUUUGAAAAAAUAUAUAUUUUAAAGAAGAAAUUUCUUAUUCCGCUUUAUUUUGAAUAUCAUUUUUCUUCUAAGUUUUUUUUUUUUUUGUAUACAGUUUGUAAGUCCCCUUUUAAGAAAAGUAAAAACAAAAUUCUUCCCAGAAAAAAAGAAUUGUAAUCACAAAAAUCUAAAUGUACACUUUAAGUUAAUAAGUAUGUAAUAUUAAAAAGAAAAUUACUUAAAAAAUAAAUGUAAUUAAAAAAACAA
Messenger RNA from Lucilia cuprina (Australian sheep blowfly), 1049 nucleotides. Its product is annotated as nucleoplasmin-like protein. Gene Ontology annotation, cellular component: nucleolus; cytoplasm; nucleoplasm. Gene Ontology annotation, biological process: chromatin remodeling. The record is from RefSeq and is a predicted model, not a curated record. NCBI's taxonomy places the organism in Eukaryota, Metazoa, Arthropoda, Insecta, Diptera, Calliphoridae. Bases 155 to 601 code for a protein of 148 amino acids. The transcript has 3 exons. Gene Ontology annotation, molecular function: RNA binding; chromatin binding; histone binding.